CUGUUCUGCUGUGUUUCAUCACAUUAUAUUUUUAUAUUGUGCAAUAAAGUUGUUGUUUUUUUCUCUUCGUGUUUAGUUUACACUAGUGGUGUUCGCGGGUAUUAUUUACUCGCAUCAUCUUUUGGCUUUGUAACUCAACAUAAUCAAAGAAUUUUAAUCUAAAACAAUGUAAUAAUCAACUCUAAUAAUCAACAGAUGUUUACAUUUACCCUUUACCUUUGUUAGAUUACAUUACAUAAGGGUUAAAACAUCAGACAUUGGGGGGGCGGUGACGUCGAAAGGAAGACACGUGUUCGACCAAUCGGUGUUGACUCCGGUGGGCAUCAUCUCCUCCUUUGUAGGAGGUUGGAAUCAGUUUAGACUUAUGAUUUGUGGAGUGACACACCAGAGUUUGAGUUCAGUACAGUUGGAUGUCAGCUGAAUAAGAGCGCAGUUGGCAGUUAAACCGAGAUGGAGAGCGGGGGUGUCCUUCGCUGCCGAGCCAUUCCGAAGAUGCCCAUCUCCCCUGACAAGUGUUUGGAAGGGGAAUGUUGUCCAGGAGAACAUCACCAAAACACCAGAGACAACCACACUGCUGAUAAUGUUUCAGGAAAAAUUGAAGUGGAACAGGUGAUCAGUAAAAAGCUGCAACUGAAGAAGAAAGCAGAGUACCUGAAAAGCGACCUGAUGCUCCAGUUUGAUAGUCAGGUCAGUGACCUCAUGGACAGUCUUAUUGAGGAGGCAACCAGCCUGGAGCCUGCACCUGUAUCUGCUGGCUUCUCACCUCCACUGUCAGAAAAGGAGAGGAGCAAACUCAGGCAUUUCCAGUCUCCUCAUGGCCAGGGAAAGCAGUUUGUCAGUCGCCGGUCUUACCUAGAUGAGCUUUUUGAGGUGAAUCACCUCAGGACCAUCUACCACAUUUUUGUUGCCGUGCUCUUUGUCUUUAUUCUCAAUACACUUGUGGUAGAUUCCAUUAAUGAAGGCAGGCUGGUGCUGGACUUUGACCUGCUAGUCUAUACAUUUGGACAGCUCCCCCUGGUGGUGUGCACAUGGGUCUGCAUGUUCCUGUCUGCGUUGGUGGUUCCGUACACUCUGUUCAGUCUGUGGUCACAGACCCAGUCUGGGUCUUACAGUCACCCUGGGUUGUACAGUUUAGUGUUUGGCUCUGUAUUCCUGCUUUACCAGGCUCUGGGUCUAGGAUUCCUGCCUGCUUAUGUGGUGGUGACCAACAGUUUGCCACCUGCAUCAGCCGCCAUUGUCACCCAUGAACAGAUACGCCUAAUGAUGAAAGCCCACUCCUUUGUCAGAGAGAAUGUACCAAGAUUUCUGUCGUGGUCUAAAGACAAGACCAGUCCAGGUUCAGUGGUCCCUCAGGUUUCCCAGUAUCUCUACUUCCUGUUUGCACCCACACUCAUCUACAAAGACAAAUACCCCAGGAACCCAGUGAUCAGAUGGGGCUAUGUGGCCUCAAAUUUUCUUCAGGUACUGGGCUGCGUGUUUUAUUUGUAUUACGUGCUUCUGCGGCUGUGUAUCCCUCAGUUCCACGGCAUCAGUCAGCAAAUGUUUGACCUGAAGGCUGUGGUCCUCUGUGUCUUUAACCUCAUUCUACCAGGAAUGUUGUUUCUCCUUCUAGGAUUCUUUUCUGUCAUCCACUGUUGGUUCAAUGCAUUUGCUGAAAUGCUUCGUUUUGCUGAUAGGAUGUUUUACAAGGAUUGGUGGAAUUCAACCUCUUUUGCCAAUUACUAUCGCACAUGUAACACAGUGGUCCAUGACUGGCUGUACUACUAUGUGUACCAGGACUUUCUGUUGAUGUCUCGGAAGCGUUUCAAACCAGCAGCCAUGCUGUUGGUAUUUACGAUGUCUGCAGUGGCCCAUGAGUACAUUUUGACCCUCUGCUUAGGUUUUUUCUACCCUGUGAUCUUCUGCCUUUAUAUGGGCAUUGGAAUAAUGUUCAACUUCAUUAUACAUGAUGGAAGAAAAGGUCCCAUCUGGAACAUUAUCUUGUGGAUGUCCCUCUUCCUGGGUCAGGGGAUCAGUGUCUGUCUGUACUCCCAUGAGUGGUAUGCCCAACGCUACUGCCCCCUGAAAGAGCCUUCCUUCUUAGAGUUACUGAAGCCUCGCUCCUGGAGCUGUCAGAGAGGCUCGUUGGUGGACCCUGACGGGCUGUGACCUACGAUUCAACUAUCGCUGAGAACCAUCACUGAUCAAAUCUAAAAGUUCAUGCUAUACAUACAACCAAAAAAAGAUUUGGCAUUUCUAUAAGUGGGGU
Monopterus albus (swamp eel) is the source of this 2248-nucleotide messenger RNA. It is a transcript of the gene soat1, whose product is annotated as sterol O-acyltransferase 1. NCBI's taxonomy places the organism in Eukaryota, Metazoa, Chordata, Actinopteri, Synbranchiformes, Synbranchidae. Gene Ontology annotation, cellular component: endoplasmic reticulum membrane. The record is from RefSeq and is a predicted model, not a curated record. The coding region runs from base 451 to 2148 and encodes 565 amino acids. Gene Ontology annotation, molecular function: cholesterol O-acyltransferase activity; cholesterol binding; fatty-acyl-CoA binding. Gene Ontology annotation, biological process: cholesterol efflux; cholesterol metabolic process. The transcript has 16 exons.